Molecule: messenger RNA, 984 nt
Organism: Trichoderma citrinoviride
Lineage: Eukaryota; Fungi; Ascomycota; Sordariomycetes; Hypocreales; Hypocreaceae
Exons: 4
Coding region: 1-984 (327 amino acids)
Source: RefSeq, a predicted model, not a curated record
AUGGCUGGAUUCAACACCUCAGGGGUUCUCACCAUCGCCCCAGCUCGCAUAUUGGUUGCAAUACUCUUGGUCCUCAUGUGGUAUCUCGGCCGCCUGCACUCGCAAUAUGAGCCUGUCGUCGCCUCCAGAGUCACGACUCGACUUGAAGAAGCCCGCAGAAUGAUCCCCAGCGUCAAGUUGGAUUGGCCAGUCCCACCAACCAGAGACCCUCGCGCCGCUUUCAAUUCGUCCAAGCUCGCGCUUCUGAUAGAGGCCAGGCCUCUCCCUCACCUGUCUCCUCUGAUGAUGCACAUGAUGGCGGUGGUGCCCCCGGACUGGCGCUUUCUCUUCGUCGGAUCGAGCGAGAGCAUCAUGAGCGUCAGCCGUGCCUAUUCGAUUCAGCACCAGCAGGUCAUUGGGAAGCUGGACCUGGUGGAGCUUCCUCCUCCAUGGAGCGUUGCCAGCAAAGAGGACGUUUUCAGGCUGCUUACGGAUUCAAGGUUCUAUGACGAGUUCUUGCCAGACGUAGAAUGGAUCUUGAAAUACGAGUAUGACAGUAUGCUGUGCGCAAACUCGGAAACAAGCUUGAACGAUUGGCUUGGCUGGGACUGGACUGGUGCUGCGCGAACGGACGACGACGGCUUCGCGGGAAACGGAGGCCUCUCCCUACGCCGAGUGUCAGUCAUCAAACGGGUUCUCAGUUUUCAAGAGCGCUUCAACGACUCGGAGCCCGAGGAUGAGUGGUUCGGGAAACGCCUGUGGGUAUUGCCGGGUGCUAAAAUUGCAUCCAAGCUGGAAGGCGCCAUCUCUGUUGAGGACGUGUACAUGGAGAGGCCAGUUGGCUUUCACAUUCGAGAGGGCGGAGGCGAUUUGAACGAGAGCAUGUGGAGCGAUGCAGCUCGCCGCAGGGAGAUAUUCGAAUACUGUCCAGAGGUGAGCAUGAUUAUGGACAUGAAGUUGGAAAGGGAGAGAUCACAACCUUUUCGGGAACUCGAGGAGGCUUGA